AGGAAAAGUUAAAGUAAAAGGAGAAAAAAAGAAGAAAGGAAAAAAGGAGGAAAGAAAGGUAAAGAAAAAGAGGAAGGAAAGAAAAAGAAGAAAGAAAGAAAAUUGAAGAGAAAAAGGAUAGAAAUUAUUCCGUCGUCGUUCGGCGUUAUAUAACGAGAAACGAGAGAGAUUCCGCAUUGGAGAUAAAACGUAUACACGCACGCACGAAGUACGUAUACGACGAAGGAAAAGGAAAAAAAAAAGAAACGAGAGAAAGAAAGAGACAAAGAUAAGGAAGAGAAGAAAACACGAAGAUAUCUCGCGAGUGUGAUGAACAUGGAUACGGACGGUCCAGAUCGUUGUUGGACUAUGCUCGAUCAAAAGCUUUGGCUUUAUUAAUAGAUAUUGAACAAAAACAAAAAAAAAAAAUAUAUAUAUAUACAUAUACAUAUACAUAUACAUAUGUAUAUAUAUAUAUAUACAUAACAGUGAUAAUCGUGCUUCGUAUAUAACAACAACAAUGGUGAACCGAUCGAAAGCCUCGUGAAUAUUGUGAUUAUUGUGAGGAUGAUAUCUAUACACGUUUUUCUUAAAUCGGAUUUUCGUAUCUUGGAUCAGUGUUAAUAUAAGUGUUUUGCGAGCAACGUGUUUUUAUUUAACAAAAAAAAAAAAAAAAAAAAGAAAAAGGAAAAAAAGAAAAAAGAAGAAGAAAAAGAAAAAGGGAGAAAAAGAAGAAGAGAUAAAUAGAAGUGUUGGUGUACGUAAAUGAGAAAAUGUGCCGACGGGUUUCUCGGUAUAUCAACGAUGGAUCGAACUGACAACCGUUUCUGUGCUUAGGAUAACAUUUGAUAAAAUUGUCGAUAGAUAUGAACAUGCCGUUUAAUGCCUUGAUACGGAAUGUUCAUUGAAAAUUAAUAAUAUAAGAAAAGAAAAGAAAAAAUAGUAAGGAAUAUUUCCUUCUUGAUCUUCUCAUUUGAACGUAUAACGUUCAAUUUGACUGGAACGUUCAAAAAGAUUUUUUUUAACUUUGAAAGAAGAAGAACAAGAAGAAGAACAAAAAGAACUAAAAGAACUUUCAUUAUUCCUGAAGGAACAUACGAGGAGUAGAGAGGAUUCCUUACUUGCCAAGUUGGCCGACCUACUCAUUGAUACUCAUUUCGAAUUCUAUAUUGGAAGAGAUUGAAGCAGACUUUCUCUGUGGAAAAAUAUUUCUCUCUCUCUCUCUCUCUCUCUCUCUCUCGCUCUCUCUUUCUAUCUAUCUAUCUAUCUAUCUAUCUUUAUCCAUCCUACCGAUUUUAUAAUUUCACGAGAAUUUUUAUUAGAACAAAUCGAUCUGAUAAUCUACGAGAAACGACGUAAUCAUCAAUUAUGAUUAUCAGCCGACCAAUCUUGAUCAAUAUUUGAUAUCGAAAAAAAGGAAGAAAAGAAGAAGAGGAAAGAACUGGAUCAACAAAUUCGAUAUCCUAUUAUCAUUAUCGUUAUCAGGAUCGUCGUAUAUUAUCCGGAGGUGUUAAUGACAGCAUCGUUAUUACAAAUGGAUCAACGAAAAAAAGGAAUAUAAUCAAUAAUACUCUAUACUCAUUGGAAAUCGUACGAGUUAUUUACGCCGAUCAAAAAAAAAAAAAAAGAAAAAAGAACUCAAAUGAAUGAGAGAUUUUUUAAUAAACACUGCCAAAAAUGUCAAAUUCGACAUUUAGACGAACAAAUUUAAAGUGAUAACGAUUUAUCGUUCGCUUCUUUGAGAAAGAAAACGACGUGGAAGAACGAAAUUGAAAUGAAUCAAAGAUAGUAUACAUAUGUAUAUAUAUAUAUAUAUAGAUAUACAUAUGUUAUAUACAUAUAUAUAUAUCUAUCAUAUACACGCAAUGUCCGAUAUAUGAAAAAGCCUCGGCCUUGAGGAAAAGAGAUGUCUACUUCUCUUCGCAUAUUCGUCACUCUUAUCAUUUCUUUUGGCGCCAUGGUAUCCUCUUUGCGAAACUUUCGUACCGACUUCUUGGAGGAAUGGCCUACGCCAGGUACCGCGCCCAUUUUCGACGCUUCCAUGCAAUCGAACUUCACCGGCUUAGUGGGCAAAACCGUGCAUCUCGUCUGCAAAGUCAAGAACUUGGGAAACCGUACGGUAUCAUGGGUGAGACAUCGAGAUGUACACUUAUUAACAGUUGGUCGUUACACUUAUACGAGCGAUCAACGUUUCGAAGCUCAACACUUUCCGCAUACCGAAGAUUGGACUUUAAAGAUACGAUAUCCACAGCGUAAAGAUUCCGGGAUUUACGAGUGCCAAAUCUCGACGACACCACCUGUAGGACGUACUGUACAUUUGACUAUUGUCGAACCAGUUACUAUCAUAGUAGGUCAGCCAGACCUUUUCGUUAACAAAGGAAGUACGAUCAAUUUAACUUGCAUCGUUAGAUAUGCUCCGGAACCACCACCGUCAAUGACCUGGAGCCACAAUAGCGGAAUUAUCAAUUUUGACUCGCCUCGAGGUGGCAUCAGCUUAGUUACGGAAAAGGGCCCAGAAACUACGAGUCGUUUGAUGAUUCAAAAAGCCGUUCCGAGUGACUCUGGGAUAUAUACUUGUGAACCGAGCAAUGCAAAUCCAAGCAGCAUAAAGGUCCACGUUGUUAAUGAAGAGCAUCCAGCCGCGAUGCAUCACGGUGAUGGGAGUUCUUCAUAUGCUACGACAAAACCGACUUGUUUUAUAAUUUUAAUAAUGGCCAACGUGAUGUUUAUAUGAAUAAUAAAUAUGAACAAAAUCGGAGAAACUAAAAA
Molecule: messenger RNA, 2748 nt
Organism: Vespa crabro (European hornet)
Lineage: Eukaryota; Metazoa; Arthropoda; Insecta; Hymenoptera; Vespidae
Gene: dpr8
Product: zwei Ig domain protein zig-8
Exons: 7
Coding region: 1886-2713 (275 amino acids)
Biological process (GO): synapse organization
Cellular component (GO): neuron projection membrane
Source: RefSeq, a predicted model, not a curated record